CAGACAAGACCUCUAUAAACUAUUGUUUAGUGUACCUGGCGUAUUUAUGUGCUGUAUUAGUGAACCAUUCGACGGUUGGUGGGUGUAACCUGCAGCUAGCUAUAUUAGCGUGGAUCUGUGUGCUUUACCUUCGUGACUGACUUAAGUUCUAAACUGUGUGUGCACAUUGGUGGUGUUUUGAUUACCUGUGGUGCAUGGUCAGCGAUGCCUGUUGCAUCUCAACUGCUCAGGGGUUUGCCCCGUGCCAAGGUCUUUGCCACCAGUCUGUUACCAUGCCAACGCCACCAGUCCCAUAUUGGUUCCAUCCCUGCCCUUCCUGCCCCGAGAGGGUCGUCCCACCUGUGGCUGAGACACCAGGCAGGAAGGUGCUACCAGACGUCCUCUGUGCUCCACAACUACAUCCUGACGCCUCCACAGGUCAACUCCAUUCUGAAAGCCAACGAGUACAGCUUCAAGGUACCAGAGUUUGAUGGGAAAAAUGUGUCAUCUGUAAUGGGUUUUGAAAGCAACCAGCUUCCGGCCAACGCUCCCAUCGAGGAUCGCCGGAGUGCAGCUACUUGCCUCCAGACACGGGGAAUGCUCCUGGGCGUGUUUGAUGGACAUGCCGGCUGUGCCUGCGCCCAGGCGCUGAGUGAGAGGCUGUUUUACUACAUAGCAGUUUCACUGCUCCCCCAUGACACCCUGUGUGAGCUGGAGGCUGCAGUGGAGGCCGGCAGAGCCCUCAGUCCCAUCCUGCAGUGGUGCAAACACCCAAAUGAUUACUUCAGCCGGGAGGCUCAGCGUCUCUACUUUAACAGCCUGAGAACGUACUGGCAGGAGCUCAUUGACCUAACCAGCCCAGGCGAGGUUCCAGACACUCGUGAGGCCCUCCUGAACGCCUUCAAGAGGCUUGACAGCGACAUUUCACUGGAAGCUCAGGUUGGAGACUCAAGUGCGUUUCUUCACUACUGGGUUCUGAGGGUGGCGUUUUCUGGAGCUACAGCCUGCGUGGCUCACAUCGAUGGACCAGAUCUCUUUAUAGCCAAUGCAGGAGAUGCUCGGGCUGUGUUGGGGGUGCAGGAGGAGGAUGGUUCAUUCAGCGCUCUCACACUAUCUAAUGACCACAACGCCCAGAACGAGACGGAGGUUGCCCGGAUACGAGGCGAGCACCCUCAUUCUGAGAGGAAGACUGUUAUUCGUCAGGACAGAUUGCUCAGCCUGCUCAUGCCAUUCCGCGCGUUCGGGGACGUUAAGUUCAAGUGGAGCAUCGAACUGCAGAAGCGUGUGCUGGAGUCUGGACCCGAUCAGCUCCACGAGAACGAGCACACAAAGUUCAUCCCUCCCAACUACCACACGCCACCCUACUUGACUGCUGAGCCAGAGAUCACGUACCACAGACUGCGACCACAAGACCGCUUCUUGGUGAUCGGCUCAGACGGCCUCUGGGAGACCCUCCACCGGCAGGAAGUGAUCCGCAUUGUUGGCGAGUAUUUAACAGGGGUUCACCAGCGUCAGCCGCUCAAAGUGGGAGGCUACAAAGUAACUCUGGGACAGAUGCAGGGUCUGCUUGAGGAGCGAAAGGCCCGUAUGUCCUCGGCCUUCGAGGACCAGAACUCUGCGACACACCUGAUGCGGCACGCAGUGGGAAACAACGAGUUUGGCACGGUGGACCACGAGAGGCUGUCAAAAAUGCUGUCACUGCCCGAGGAGCUGGCUCGCAUGUACCGCGACGACAUCACUAUCAUCGUCACUCAGUUCAACCCUCACGUGAUCGGAGUGCAGAGACAGGAGGAGCAGCCCUGAGCUGCUCAGAAGUUAUUCUCUGGUUUUUCUAUUGACUGUUUCAACCGUGUGCCACAGACUGAAUAACCGAGCACACGACAUGGACAAACUGUCCAUAUGGUAUAUCUGUCCAGCUAUUUUUAACUCUAUUUAUGGUAUGUUAAUGCAGCAACACAAACCUUGAGUUUUUUAUGCUUUUAAAAGAUCUCGGUUAAAAAAGGUCAUCAGAUUAACUUGGUGAGGUUUUUUUUUAGCGAUGCCAGCCAUUUUCAUACACACCAGUCACUGUUGAUGAUAUCGCAUGGUUUUAGUCUCACAUUUAAGACCAAAGGAGUCCGGUUUGCUCAAAAGCUGGCCCCGGUGUAAAGAACGAAGCGGUUCUGGUUAGCGGGUACGACUCUGAAUCAGGCAUGGGCUGGUAUCAGAUUCUCUGGGUAACCUUGAGCGAGAACAUCCCAGUUUCAUGGCGUUAUGGUAUUAACACACAAAUUUAAAGCAAUAAUGCUUCACAUGACCUAAUUACGGAUGCACUGAUCGGACUUUUCCUGGCGGGUACCCCAAUUUUCAGUUUCCUUUGAGGUCUGAGCUUCAGAUUAGCAACAGCAACAAUUAUUUACACUGCUGCUAAAAUCAUAUAACUCUAUUACAGUAAAUAUAUUAUCUUAAAUAUUUAUUAAUGGUUUUAAACACUAGUUUUCUAGGUUUCUUCUGGCCAGAUUUUUCACCCUCUCAACAGAGUGACUCAGAGUAUAACAAGCUAAAGUUAACCAGUUAUUCAGUGCGCUGUAAGACACAUUGCUCAUAGCUUACUAGCUGUAGUUUUAAAACUGUCGUGUCUUGAUUGUAAGUGAUGUUUAGCAGAAUAUAGUUGCUUUCUUUCAGCCAGCUGACCAGCUUUAGCAGCAAAAGGUGGGGGAGGGCCAGCGCUCCGUUAUUUUAAGCUCCUUACAGUCUGUUAAACCUUGGUCACUCCAGCACCUUCUCUGGCAUCUCAUUAAGAAGACUUUAAACCACGGGAAGGAUAUAGUGGAAUGUCUUUGCAGUUUUAAAACCAGAACUUUUAAAUCCUUGGUUUACCUUGGACGGAUCAAAGGGCUGCCGGUAACCGGUCCAUGCCUGCUUUAUUGGUUUAAAGCUUGUAAAGGUUGUUGUAUAUUGAUGGGGCUGUGUGUGCUGCAGCUCUUUAGAAGGAAAUUAUAUGUUCAGGUUGCUGAUUUCCAGGCUCAGAAGGAGGAGGAUUUGGAUCCUGUGAGCUUUUCCUUCAAACUGAUGGGUCACAGAUUGAGUAUUAGAAGCUAGGAGACGUUGCACAAAAAUACUUACAUUUUAUGUCAAACAUUGAUAUUCACAUAAUCUGAAGAGAGUAAAGUAGCAAAUUAUUAAAUUUGUAUCAUUUACAUCUGAAAUUCAUAACUGGAGCUUUAUUUUGUCUGAUUUCUCUGCUUGGACAUGCACUGAUGUGGGGACUUGUUUCCCUGUGUGAUGUAAGAGCCCUUAGACUGAAGUGACGGAGUCUGUUCAUGAAACUGGAAGCAGAUACAGUCACUGAACUCUACUCCACACCUUCUUUUCUAAAUAUAGGGGUCAAGAAGCUACAUUUGUCUCUUUUCUGACAGGUCAUUACCUGAUUGUUUUGCUCCUGGAUUUUUUUAUUCAUCACCCGGAGGUAAAGCAGAGCGUUUUUCUUUUACUUGUGAAUCAAAGAUUACCGUUGUGUACUAAAUAAGUAUGUAAGCUGGAGGUGUGUUUUUAAAAUGAGGCUGUUUCAACUUUAAAUAUUUAUUCUGCCUCAGCAGUAUGUUACACAUCAUCUCUGUUGUAUGUAUAAGUUUUAACUUAUGGGGGUUGAGUUUCGGAAGUGGAUUAAAACGUUAAACAGA
This is a messenger RNA of Girardinichthys multiradiatus, 3641 nucleotides long. It is a transcript of the gene pdp1, whose product is annotated as pyruvate dehydrogenase phosphatase catalytic subunit 1. Gene Ontology annotation, biological process: protein dephosphorylation. The record is from RefSeq and is a predicted model, not a curated record. The transcript is spliced from 9 exons. Bases 205 to 1782 code for a protein of 525 amino acids. NCBI's taxonomy places the organism in Eukaryota, Metazoa, Chordata, Actinopteri, Cyprinodontiformes, Goodeidae. Gene Ontology annotation, molecular function: cation binding; protein serine/threonine phosphatase activity.